AUGUUGAUUUCCAACACUACCAACUUCCAUCCCUCCACGUUCCUCCUGUUAGGUAUCCCUGGGAUGGAGCAUCAGCACAUCUGGAUCUCCAUCCCCUUCUGCUCCAUGUACACCAUGGCUCUGCUGGGCAAUGCCACCAUCCUGUUGGUUGUCGCCUGUGACAAGACCCUUCAUGAGCCCAUGUACUUCUUCCUCUGCAUCCUCUCGCUCACAGACCUGGUGCUUUGCUCCACCACAUUACCUAAGAUGCUGGCUAUCUUCUGGUUUGGGGCCCAGCACAUCUCCUACAAUGGCUGCCUCACUCAAAUGUUCUUCAUCCACAUGGUCUUUGCCACCGAGUCAGCUGUCCUGCUGGCCAUGGCUUUUGACCGUUUCGUGGCCAUCUGCCGCCCACUACAUUACUCGUCCAUCCUCAGCCCUGGUGUCAUUGGGAAAAUUGUAAUGGCCUGCGUAGUCCGAGGCCUCUUCUUUGUCUUCCCAUUCGUCAUCCUGAUCCAGAGAUUGCCAUUCUGUGGGCAUCAUGUGAUCCCCCACACCUACUGUGAGCACAUGGGCAUUGCCAAGCUGGCAUGUGCCAACAUCAAGAUCAACAUCAUCUAUGGUCUGACGGUUGCACUCUCGGUCACAGGGAUGGAUGUGGUGCUCAUUGGCUUUUCUUAUGGCUUCAUCCUCCAUACUGUGCUCCACCUGCCUUCCCAGGAUGCACAGCUCAAGGCCUUCAGCACCUGUGGGGCUCACGUAUGUGUCAUCCUGGUUUUCUACAUUCCGGCUUUCUUCUCCUUCUUCACACACCGCUUUGGUCACUGGAUGCCUCCUCAGGUUCACAUUUUCGUGGCCAAUCUCUACCUCCUGGUACCCCCUGUGCUCAACCCGCUGGUGUAUGGCAUUAAUACCAAGCAUAUCCGCCAGAGGAUUCUGACUCUAUUCCUGGGUUACAAAUAG
This is a messenger RNA of Ornithorhynchus anatinus (platypus), 942 nucleotides long. RefSeq names its product olfactory receptor 52D1-like. The record is from RefSeq and is a predicted model, not a curated record. Bases 1 to 942 code for a protein of 313 amino acids. The transcript has a single exon. Gene Ontology annotation, biological process: G protein-coupled receptor signaling pathway. NCBI's taxonomy places the organism in Eukaryota, Metazoa, Chordata, Mammalia, Monotremata, Ornithorhynchidae. Gene Ontology annotation, cellular component: membrane. Gene Ontology annotation, molecular function: olfactory receptor activity; G protein-coupled receptor activity.